Molecule: messenger RNA, 1730 nt
Organism: Salarias fasciatus (jewelled blenny)
Lineage: Eukaryota; Metazoa; Chordata; Actinopteri; Blenniiformes; Blenniidae
Gene: fitm1l
Product: fat storage inducing transmembrane protein 1, like
Exons: 2
Coding region: 503-1354 (283 amino acids)
Biological process (GO): phospholipid biosynthetic process; lipid storage; lipid droplet organization
Cellular component (GO): endoplasmic reticulum membrane
Molecular function (GO): coenzyme A diphosphatase activity
Source: RefSeq, a predicted model, not a curated record
ACUGCCGGACGUCUCGGGACGUGGGACUGAAAGAGAGGCUGUGUUUUUCCAGAAGUGGCAAAAUCCUGACCAUUGACGGUCAGUGUGCAGCAAGAAAACCUGAGGAGACAAAAGCAGAUCGCAGCUGCAAGCGGACCGCUACAGCCACUGAACUACAGGGGAAGCGCCCUGAAGUUGGGAGCAGGACGUCGCCCUGAGUCAGCAGACAUCUUCACUGCACAUAUUUGGAGCCUGUGAAAUGCCAGAAGCCAGUUGUCACUUCAUUCAUGUUCAUACAGUACCCAGUUCGUGCAUGGAUGCCGAAACCGAGCUGCUCGCACCAGUGGACUUCUGCUGCACAUUCAGAGGCUUUGAAUUCCUGCAGGAUCAAACCAUCAAUGCACAAAUGGAUUACAUCUGAAUAUCUGAACAAUGUGUUUUAAUUUGCGUUGAAUCAGAGUGAGCAGUCGGUGACUUUCGUAUAUAAUUUAAAUCCAGUCGGCGUUUUUAGUCCCGGGCCCAGAUGUUCCUCAACACGAUCCUGGUGGUCCUGACGGACCUGGCGGCCCGCUUUCUGGGUCACAAGGUGAUCCGGCAGCACUUCCACCUGCUGCUGUCGGGGGUGGUGAUGUUUGGCCCUGUACUGAGUUUCUGGGUGUCUCAGCACAGCAUCUUCGCCAAAAGAAGCCACUUCCUUUACAGGGUGUUUCUGCGCUCCGGUUGGGGCUGGACCUGCAUCUUCGUUGGCUCGUUCGUCUUCCUCCUCUCCUUCUCCAUCCGUCGCUCCCUCUCUCUCUCCAUCCGCCACCUGUCCAGGCUGGGGCUGGCCGGCGGACUCUGGCUGGCGUUCUGCAAACUGCUGGACGUCCUGGAGAACGCCACGGGGAGCUGCUACGAGCCUCUGAGCGCCGGGCCCGAGGUGGUCAACGGGCAGCCUCUGCUGGUGCUCCGGGAGGGGGAGAGCAAGUCAGUGUGCGUCAAGGCCGGGAUGCUGUGGAGGGGCUAUGAGGUCUCUGAAGACGUCUUCCUCCUCUGCCUGUGCUGCCUGCUGCUGGCGGAGGAGACGGCCGUGUUCGGCCCCUAUCUGAGCCUCGGGGGGAUCUCAGGGGCCCCUCUCAGGAUCCUCUUCCUGUUCUGCGUUCUCCUGCUGGGACUCUGGAUCUUCCUGCUGCUCUGCCUCUUGGCUUACUUCCCACAGUUCCCCACUCAGCUGCUGGGGGGCGCUCUGGGCUGCCUCAGCUGGAGGGGACUGUAUCAGGGCUGGUACCGGCUGGGGCCCAGCUGGUACUGUCCCGGGAGGCCCGGCCUGGGACUGCUCAACACCAAGACCCCCAGCAACGGGGUGGAGGACGCACAAGCCAAUCACAGCAGUUAACUGAAGAAAAGGCAAAAAGAAUCCAUCUUCUAAAAGUACAAUGCAUCGCAGAUGGACAGAAAAGAACUAUUUGUGGACCAUUUUUCUUCAUGCAGUGGCAGAACAUAAACAAGUGGUCUUUGUGUCAUUUCAGACUAAACAGACAGCAGCUGCUCGUCGACUACAUGUUAACAUCUUUUAAUAUCUCUUCUUCAGGCAAUUCGGUUUCUAAAACAUACCUUCUGAUGUUUUUUCUUCCAUGUUCAUAUUUAUGAUGAAGUCAAAGGUGUGUUUUAAAAACCAUCUUGCCUGAGAAGACGAAAGAAAAAACACCUAUGAACAAACUAGAGGUAAUAGUAGCUGAAUGGAAGAAGUAUCCCGUUUGUUCAAAUGCACU